AGCAGACCAGCUUCCUGUCGCUCUGUGCUGCUGCCUCUGAUACAGGACUGAGCUGGGCUGUUGGCCAGCCUCCUAAAAAGAUGUACUGGCAAGGGCAGGAGGGAAAAUGCAUGUAGUCUAUAGCAUUAACCUUGCUUAUCCGUUAGACCACACUAGUACAUCUCUAAUGUGGAUACACAUUUUGUAGUUAGAACCCAGAAAAUUUGCAGAUAUCUGCUUUCUGUCUGUGGGUAUCCACAUCCACAGUUGUCCAUGCAGAUAUCUGCAGCUCAUUUUUUGAAGAUAGGGAUGUGGAUACAAAUUGUGCAUCUGCAGAGGUUCUACAGAUUAUGCUGCAAUGAGGUCUUGAGGGCGAGAUCAGGCUAUAAUCAACUGCUCUCAAGUCCACACUAGGGAUGUGAAUGGGAUGAGUCAGCAGUCUUGUGCUGGGUGAUAGCAGCAGUGGGUGGGGAGGUUUUAAAAACGGGUUCCCCAUGCAGACAGGCUCUCGCCUGCCACCCUGUGCUGCUGUCUCUGAUGCACCAGACCCCCCCAAACCUCCUGCCCUUCCUAUGUGCUGCUGCCUCUGAUAGAAAGGCAGCAGCGCAGAGGGUGAGGGAGGCAUCCUGCCAUCCAACGGAGCAGCCUCUAUCUGCGGUGAUCCUGGGCCCUGGGUUUGCUCUAUAAGUCUAGCAGUGGAAAAUAAUUGGGUGCUACAUUGUUCUUUCCCUCGUAAAAUUUUUUCUGGCAUAUUUCAGAUCUUCUAAUUUUGUCACCAAUCAGCUGGAAAUUAAUACCAACUCCUCCUUUUCUCAGCCUCAACAAGAAAAGAGAGGAUGUAGUUAGACUAAGCUUCCUCUGUUGCAUUAAUGAUAUGAGAGUUUCCCCAGCAGCACCCAAUCUCCCAUGCCCCAGCUGACAUUUUGGCCCAGAAUGCCAGCAUAACCCACCUGAAAUUUUGACAUUUCCCUCGUCCUUCCCAGUCCUGGAGAGAGCCCUGUGUCUUUUCCCUAUACUGGCUGCUCCAGCCCUGCUAGGGCUGCUGUGCUUGAGAGUGAGAGGGUCUGACUUGCUGCAGCCCAGAUGGGAGCCAGGAUGCCCAAACAAACUGCCCAUCCCCUCCUCACUAAUGCCAGCACCCACCCACUCCCUAUUUCCAUCAUCUACCCUAUGCAAUCUACUCUCCUCCUCUCACAGCCCAACCUAGGAUUGGGAGAGCACUGGGUUUCUCACAGCAGGCAGCUCUCUGCUGCUAGGUUCAUGAGUGUUAUUAGGCUGUUGGGAAUUUCUCCUGAAGAUGUACAUGUGGCUUGAAAACCGUACAAGUUCCAUUCUUCAUUUGAAGAGGUCACCUGGCAUCAGAUCUUGGUCUCUCUUUGUUGGAAUAUCUUCCAUAGGUCUGGCUGCUGCUUACUAUAGUGAAGACAGCUUGGGGUGGAAACUUUUCUACAUAGCUGGAUGUCUCUUUGUGGCUGUACAGAAUCUGGAAGAGUGGGAGGAAGCUAUAUUUGACAAGGACAAGGGAAAAGUCUUUAUUAAAACAUUCAACCUGUACAAAAAAAUACUGACUCUCUCAAAAGCAGGCCUUGAACAAGUGGCAGCUCCACUGCAUGAGAUUCGAGAUGUCAAUGUGGAAGAGGAGAAAGUGCGUUAUUUUGGGAAGGGUUACCUGGUAGUGCUACGAUUUGUCACUGGAUUUUCCCACCCUCUGACCCAGAGUGCGGUGCUGGGCUGUAGAAGUGAUGUGGAAGCAGUUGCCAAGCUCAUUAGUGGCUUUCUGGAACUGAACAAAGCAGAGAACCAUCAAGACCUGUCGCAGAGCAGUGAGACGGAUGCCAGUGAUGCAGAUGAACCCAAGGACAAGUAAUAAUGAAAUGAAGAAAGCUGAGCCCUCUGAAUGUUUGGAAGCUGUAUUGGCUGCAUUGCAUCU
This is a messenger RNA of Pelodiscus sinensis (Chinese soft-shelled turtle), 1909 nucleotides long. RefSeq names its product cytochrome b-245 chaperone 1 (gene CYBC1). Lineage: Eukaryota; Metazoa; Chordata; Testudines; Trionychidae. The record is from RefSeq and is a predicted model, not a curated record.